Molecule: messenger RNA, 2387 nt
Organism: Galeopterus variegatus (Sunda flying lemur)
Lineage: Eukaryota; Metazoa; Chordata; Mammalia; Dermoptera; Cynocephalidae
Gene: EPDR1
Product: ependymin related 1
Biological process (GO): cell-matrix adhesion
Cellular component (GO): lysosome; extracellular region
Molecular function (GO): calcium ion binding
Source: RefSeq, a predicted model, not a curated record
AUGCCUUUCAGGAUGCUAGUGGCACCGCUGCCACUGCAUUUCCUGUUGGCAGCAGUGAGCAGUGGAAACAGAAGCGCAGCAGGCGGUGGCCCGGGCACAAACAGCUCCCGCGCCACUCCCCGGAGCCUUCCCAGGCCUCGCGCGUCCCGCUGUCCACAGCGGCAGAGGCCACCGCGGGGACAGGCGGCACCUUCGCCCGGACCGCACUCCCCGCGGGGGCCGGCGGACCGCGAUGCCGGGGGGGUCCUGGGCGCCUGGCUGCUGGGCGGCGUCUGGGCGUGGGCGGCGGGCUCUCCGGGGGCACCGCGCCCGUGCCAGGCCCCGCAGCAGUGGGAAGGGCGCCGGGUCCUGUACCGGCAGAGCAGCGGGCGCUACAGCCGCGCCCUGCUCUCCUACGACGGGCUCCACCAGCGCCUGCGGGUGCUGGACGAGAGGAAGGCGCUGAUCCCCUGCAAGAGAUUAUUUGAAUAUAUUUUGCUGUAUAAGGAUGGAGUAAUGUUUCAGAUUGAACAAGCCACCAAGCAGUGCUCAAAGAUCGCCCUGAAGGACCCCUGGGAUCCUCUUGACAUUCCUCAGAACUCCACCUUUGAAGAUCAGUACUCCAUCGGGGGUCCCCAGGAGAAGGUCACUGUCCAGGAGUGGUCUGACAGAAAGUCAGCUAGAGCCUAUGAAACAUGGAUUGGCAUUUAUACAGUCAAGGAUUGUUAUCCUGUCCAGGAAACCUUCACCAAAAACUACAGUGUGAUUCUGUCAAUGCGUUUUUUUGAUGUGCAGCUGGGUAUUAAAGACCCCUCCGUGUUCAGUCCUCCAAGCACGUGCCAAACAGCCCAGCCAGAGGAGAUGACUGAGCACUGCUCCGAGUGAGCCUUGUGCAGAAGCCACAGCACCCGCCAUCCGCUGCAGGGGCCCAGCUGGCACGGAUUUGAGACUGGUCGGGGUGAGAAUCUUCAUUGGAGAGAAAUGUAAUUUCAGGAAGAUAAACAUUGCUGUGGGUUGUUUUGUAUGUUGAUUUUGACUAACGCUGUGUUUACAGAAGAAAAUUGGACAGAGAGUAUGUGCUAAUAUGAGCCAACUGGAUGGCUACUAUGGACACUUAGGAUACUUCUAAGCCUGUUUGGGUGUGUGUUUUCUGCGUGAGCAGCUGCAUGCUCAGUGCCAUGGCAUACAGAGGCAGGGGUCAGGAGGAGCAGUUGGCCUUAGCAGGGAGGAGUAUUUUAUUAGACGUUGUUAAGAAUUGACGGUGAUAAUAACAAGAAGAGUGAUUUGGGUCAGUUUCAUUAUUAAUGUUUAAGUUCCCUGCAGAGAAUGCCCCUUUGUUGCCCAGGGUGCCAGACUGCUCCCACUGACCCCUGCCCCAAGCUCCCUUGGCCACUGGUGAAAUGAUCUCUCAAAAUUCCUUCCAGACUUUAGGGCUUUAUGGCAUGACCCAAAUGAUAUAAAUAUUGUGGAAGGAAAUGAAAGGCUAUAAUAUGAAGUAAUUAUUCCUUAAAAGGGACAUUUUAAGCAAGAGAGUUUGGAAAAUCCUAAUGUCUGCACCUGGUUAAGAGUGAGAAAUGUGCUUCCUUUUUUCUAUGCAAGAGUAUCAUGUAUGUGCUGAGUCCUCACAUGCUUGUCAAUAGGCAGGUAGUGCUCCAAUCUAGCACUGAACUGGGAGCCGGGGGACUAUUGCCCUAAGUCCAGGACCAGAGUUCCCUUGUACUCCAACUCCUCUGGUUAUUAAAUGCACUAUGAUUGCCCUUGGCCUUCCCAGGACACUGGCUCACAGCCUCUGUGUCUCGCUGACUUUCCCUCAUCCUUCCCAGGUCAGCACACACACGACCUUCUCUAAGUGGCUCCCAAGACUGUGUUAGUUGCACCUUGCAGCUUGAGCAUGGUUUUCUCACAGUGCUUACUACACUGUGUGAUAAUUUCUUGCUUCCCGGAUCAUCUGCUGUCUUGGCAAUGAGCUCUUGAGUACGGGUACCGUGUUCUGUCUACUUUCAUAUCCCCAGCACCAAGCAAGUGCCUGGCACAUGGUCAGUGCCCUAAACAUUUGUAGAGUGAGGAAUGCUAGGCUGUCUGGUCCUUAGUUUCCUCAUCUGUUAAGUGGGGUUAGUUUUGUCGCUUGCUGGGGAGACCUCCCAUAAUAUUUAUUAUUCUAGAUUCUUCUACUAUCGUGCUUCAUCUGAUAUCUAUCUCCUUUAGUUAAUGAGAGAAAUGUGUGACACCUAUAUUAUAUACUGAAAAUAGUCUAGAUUACUCACAGUUUAUAUUAUUUCAAUAAACAAAUUUAAUUGCAUUUCAAAGAGUUCUUUGAUAUAUUUGCUUUGGUAAUAAAUAUGGAUGACCUUGGUUAUAAGGGAGUUCAAACUCUUCUGUAAUAAAUAAAUUGCUUCAUGUGACCAGCA